Molecule: messenger RNA, 2478 nt
Organism: Rhopilema esculentum
Lineage: Eukaryota; Metazoa; Cnidaria; Scyphozoa; Rhizostomeae; Rhizostomatidae
Source: RefSeq, a predicted model, not a curated record
AGCUAGCAAUUAUAGUUUGAAUUGUAUAUUAUUUUCUUGUUUUGUCAAGCAUUUCAAAUCUGAAUUAUUUCUAACCUAAUCAAAAUAUGUGUUUUGGCACAUAAUAAUUGCAAUUCUCUCUUAGAAGCACGUUCUGCACCAAAAGCUGUUAAAGAUGACUCGAGCUUUCGUUGCAGCCAAUCUGAAUCGCAAACGCAAAGCAAAUCCACCAUGGUUACUGAUUCACCUUUAGAUACAUUUAUGCUCUUAAGGACUGGUGAAAAAGCAACUAAAGAAGUUUUCAUCAACAAACUACCAGUUGCAAUGGUGCCUCCACGGAGCAUAGUGAAAGCAGCUAAAGUGAAGCCAUCAGUUUUCAAAGAUUGCGCCACUAAUGCUCAUGAACAGUUUGAGAAAGUAACAAAGACUUCUCCAGACCAACUGAAAAUGAAAAACAAGCAGUUUAAUAACCAGGAAGUAGCAAAGAAUGAUUUUAACUUGAAGAAUGUGAAAGAAGGAGGAAAUCCUGCUCCAUCUGAUGAAUCUGUGAAGAAAAACCAGGUUGUUUCUGUUGACUUACCAAGCAACUAUAUAAUUGUUUUAAGAAUUCUUGAAAAAGAUUCCCGUCCUCUUCUCGGCUUUUUAAAGGAAAGGAAAAUUCUUGGGCAUGAUUAUCAGUUUUUCAGUUUGAAACCAGAUAUCACAAGGUUCCUUCUUCGACAGCAAGAGAAAAGACAUGAAAGUUCAGCAAUGAAUGCAAACGAUGCCGAUGUAAUGAAAGGAAUCAUAUGCCUGCAUGCUUUGGUUCUGUCACUUGAUGCCAUCAUUCAUUAUGGCAUACCUGCAGCUGUAGGAGUAUUGAAGCACAUUAGAGAAAAAUACGAAAGUUUUGUUGGUGACUUGUUAGAAUCUGUUAGGAGGCAGUUAGCGAAACAGCAGUAUAAACUUGAUGCAGAUUUCCAGCUGCACCCAAAAGUUGAAAAAAUCACAAAGAUGGUACAAGACCUAACAUCACAGUCAUCUAACCAAAAGAUUAUGAUACUGGUUCGUCGUUACUUUGAGUAUUGUUAUACAUCGCUUGAAGAAAGUCUACGCCUAGUAAAAAAUGUUGUGAUCAGAAGAUAUCCCAAUGAUGUUGCCGAAGAAGGACAUAUUCGCGAGGCUAUCUCUCAAGCUAAUGUCAUCGUGGCUGAGUUGUCUGCCGAGCUUCAAUUUUGCCCUUGGAGUCGAAUCGGUUUUGUAAUUGAAUUUGAGUACAAGGAGGAGUCUGAAUGGUCCAAGUUUUGCUUUGAGAGCAACCCACACAUGCAAGGGUUCAUGUCAUAUGAUUGUACAACCGGGGACUUGUUCGGUUGCAAAGAAAGUGUUACAUGCAUUCAAACAGAUGCAUCUAUUGGGAAAGACAAGCCAAUGAAAUGUUUCAGUGAACACAUCAUUAUUGGCUCUAGAAAGAUAACAGAGAAUAAAAAUCUGCUAUCUGAGAUUGAAAACCGCUUGAAUUUAACAUUGAUAGAGAGAGACUAUUCUCAGUUUUACAAGACUUUUGGGGAAAUGGAAUUCUAUAAGCAGCCUGAUAUCAUUGUCGAUGAACGGACAUCGAUUAUACUGUUGAAUGAACACGAGUUGGAUGGUGAUAAUUUUCACUCCAAGUUAACAAGUCUAAUGUCAUCAAUGAUGCUGAAAUGCUUGAAUUGCUACGUCAUCGCUGUGCUGUUUGCAUCUAAAAAUACACAAUUCCCUUACUUUGCAAUCGAAUCAUUAUCAAGCUUCAAACUGAUUUUCUCGAAAUUCAAGAAAGCCUCAAUGACAAAAUUUCACCUUAUCUAUACGUUUACACACGAAGAAACUGCCAAUUGGAUCUUGAAGAUUUGCAAUGAAGCCAGAGACUCUUCCCCUGUUUGGGGACAAGACGAAUGGGGCAAAAGGUUUUGGCUGACCGAAGAGAUGAGCAUGCACGAAAGAUUCUUGCUUUCUUUUCCGAUGUUCACCUCCUUUACGGCCCAAAUUGCUCUCACUGCUACACCGCUGAAAACUUUACUUAGCUUUACAAUAUCAGAAAUGAAAAAGUCAUUAAAAUGGAUACCUGAGAGAAUAAUCGAGGCAUUUCAUUCAUCGUUAAAUCAAAACAUUUUUGGAGACACAAAUGAUUGCCUAUCGAUUCCUGACAACCUUCCUGGGCCUGUGUGUGAGAGCCAAACAGGAUGGUUUGAAAAGGACCACGAUGAAGGUUCUUCAGCGCAGGGAACAUCUAAUUGUAAACGCACCCGCGAGAAAAGUCUUUCUAUUGAAUAUCAUAACUCAUGCCCACAAGAGGUGGUGUGUAGUGCUGAUGACCUCGAGCAGACAUUUGAACCAAAUAUUUACUACCACGAUCACAUAGAAAACCAGGGACAACAUAAAUUGCAAAGGCAGGUUCGAAAAGACGAAUCUGCUCUGGAUGUGAAUAUCGAUAAGGCUGCUUAUGCCAAUCCACAAAUAGAAUAUAAUACGAUUUGUUAA